Molecule: messenger RNA, 735 nt
Organism: Leptosia nina
Lineage: Eukaryota; Metazoa; Arthropoda; Insecta; Lepidoptera; Pieridae
Source: the annotation of a GenBank genome assembly
AUGAAUAUCUUAAAAACUCUUUUUUUCCUGUGCCUGCUCAUGAUGGGAGUAAUGGGGAUCAAGGGAGGCACUGAUGUCGAAGAACCGAUUCCAUAUAUGGCUGCUAUAUAUGUCAACAAUGCUUAUGUAUGUGGUGGAGUAAUAAUCGACCCUAAAUGGGUAUUAUCUUCAGCUCGAUGCGUAGCAAAUUAUGAAAGUGAUCCCUCUGAUGUGUCUAUCCGGCCUGGUAUCUUCAACUUGAAUAUAAGAGAUCCAGAAUACAAAGCGGACAAGAUUAUCAUACACAAAAACUAUGCCUUUAUUUACAAUGACAUAAGUCUCGUGAGGGUUUCAAAGGAAAUGCAGUUUAAUAAGUACAUUGGCAGCAUCAAGCUACCAGAUUUUGUCACGGAGCCCGGCGCUCAUUUGCUGGUGACAGGUUUUGGACAAUCUGACAUGAAUUCUGAUAAUAUAAAUCAUUUGCAAGCUCUUAAUAUGACUACCAUAUCUAAAGACGAGUGUAAUAAAAAUAGGAGACGGAAGGUUACUGAAGAUCAAAUUUGUGCAUUCGGUGACAAACCAGGAACAAAUGUUUGCAAGGGAGACUAUGGAAGUCCAAUGGUAGACACCGCAAAAAAGGUUGUCAUAGCAAUAGUAUCAACACCUACAUGUGGACGGAAAAUACCGAGCAUUUUCACUAACCUCGUUUAUUAUAAGAACUGGAUUGGUGGGGUUAUGGAAGAUAAUCAAAAAUAA